GGAGCAGCGGUGCGGGGGGGUCUGGGGGUGCCCAAUUGAACCCGCUGUCCGAGAAGGAAAUGGCGAAGUUGAGGCGAGGGAACAUUGUUUGGAACUUCGUCACCGCGGGCCAGUAUGUCGGGGACCAGUCCAAGAUGCACGGGGACCGAAAGUUGCGUUGCAACUUAUGCGGCCACCUGUUUCAGGGGGGAUCGUCGAAGGCCGCGCGUCAUUUUACGCAGUCAAAGUUCUGCAAGGCUGGGGGGAUAAGAGUUCUCGCGGAACUUUGGAACGGCACAGACUACACAUUUGUGCCAUCCACUGCUCAGCGGGUGCAGAGGUGGAUGGCAGACGAGGGCUUACGGGACACGAGAGCGCCCGCGGGUGGCCAGAGACAGCGGAUGGACGACGCAGAGAGGGACGACAUUCAGGACGCCCUCGAUGAGGAGGAGGGCCACGAGGGUGGGGCCGGGGAGGGGGCGGUUGCAGACGAGGCAGACGAGGCAGUCGGAGAGCCUAACCUGCCAGGGGAGGAGGUGGUGAUGACGUCGAGAGGCGUCGGUGGAGCGGGUCCUGCUACUAGGGCGCCGCGAGCUGAGGUGGAGCGCGCGAGGAGGGAGAAGAGGACAGUGGGGCAGGCUGGCGUCGAGGUGCCAAACACGGGCAGGGAGAAGAGGGCUCGGCAGACCACGAUUGACGAGAUGUACGCCAGGGAGAAGUUGGCCGAGUUCACAGACGGGUGGCUUUAGUGGCGGGCCAUCAUCUUGUCCUUUCUUGCAAAGGAUGUGAUCGGCUUCUGCACAGACUCCGCCAGUAGCUAUACGGCGGCAGCGCGCAGGUUCGCCACAGACCCCGAGCCCGAGAUCAGGAGGAUCACUUGGCUCCCCUGCUCCACCCAUGUCUGCAACUUAACGUUGUCAGAUAUCGGGACGCGAGUGGUGUGGGUCAAGGAGACCAUCAUCCGCGCUCGAGCGGUUGUGCGAUUUAUUAAAUCGCACGGCGCUGCUCACACCCUGUUUAGGAAGGUGAGCCCUCGCGUUCAGCUCGUCGAGCCCGUUGAGACACGACGUGCAUCGGUUUUCCUGAUGCUGACGUGUCUCAAAGGCCGACGCGGCGCAUUGGAGAGCAUGUUGCACGGGGAUGCUUGGGCACGCAUCCCGUGGGAUCGCGCCCACGUAUCUCAGGCGCAGUGGGUGCAACAGCAGAUCCGGGACGGGGAGUUUUGGCAGCGUGUCCAUUACGUUAUCCUAGUCAUGUCGCCCGUCCACCAGCUGUUGCGCAGGAUGGAUAGAGGUGGGAUGAUGAUGUCCGUCGUUUACGAGUGGAGUCUGCAUCUGCUGCAGUUGAUGAGCAGGGUUGACGUGCCGACGGACAUGAUCGAGCCGUGCGUGCGUGAGGUUGCCAUCCGCAACCUCCACAUGCUAGAGCCCGCACAUGUCGCGGCCCACCUCCUCAACCCUCGUCGACGGUCCCUCACGUAUUACCAUUUGCUGGAGACGACCGCCGUGUGGUCAAGGAGUGCGACAGAUUUUCUCCUGGCGCAGACCGGCGGCGAUCCGGUCGGCUUAUUGUACAGGAGCGUGAGGGACGAGAUGAGGGCGUUCCACUCGAGGCGAGGGAUUGGGGAGAUCGUGACCUCUCUGAUGCCGAGGCGGCCGAUUGCAGGGGGGACAGUGAGACCGAGCGAUGUGCAGCACGGUGGUUUGAGCAUGGACGUGCCCACCCGGAGUUGCGCACCAUCGCCAUCCGUGUCAUGCACUUGUGGACGUCUGCCUCUCCAGCGGAGAGGAACUGGGCGGAGCACGAGCGCGUCAGCACGGCGAGGCGCUGCAAGCUUGGGUUCGCCAAGCUUGCACAGCUGGUUGAGAUUGCCACCAAUCUCAAACUGGCCUCGUGCGCACGAGGAGGAGGAUGAGGAGGGAGAUGUGGAGCCCGAAGUGUGGGGAGCGCGGCCUGAUGGCAGUGUUCUCGAGCAGGAGAUCCAGCGGCACAUUGUCGCUUUCCGUGACAGCCGACCGUCCAGAGCCCGUUCGGUUCGGGACGUGUUCGGCAGCAGAGCGACGGAGCUGCGAUCGUGGCCGGAGGGUGGGGAUGAUGUGGAUGCUGCUGCGCCAGACGACGACAUCGACGACGACAUCGACGACGACUGGAUUGACGAUGAUGACACGCCGCUGAGUCGUGACCCGACGGCUGAGCGAGUGUACUUCACUUACAGUGGGGGUCGCGACGACAUGGAUUCAUUCACAUCAGUUAUCACUGGUGGUGUGCCGUCGACUGCGCAGGCGAGUGGCAGCAGCAGAGCCGGCGGUGGUCCUGGAGGACGUUCGCAUGCGGAGGUUCGCAUGGACGACUCGGGGGAGCAGCAGCCACGGGGAGGUCUUCGGCAGACAGGCAGGCGUUGGGAGGUUAGGAGCGACAUCGAGGCCGAGCGGGAGGCGGAGGAUGAGGACGACUUCGAGGACAUAGGGCUUGGUGGGAGCUUGGGAGAUUUCAGUGUCGAGGGACGUCGACGUGCCUCACCGCAGGAUGUGCACACAGACGCGGACGUUGAGCGGGGCCCUGUUGAGACUGAGGAGGAGAGGGAUGCCUGUUUGGACCGAGAGGAGGAGGAGCGGCUGAGGAGUUUGCCACAGUGGGAGGGUCGGUUCGCGUAUCUCGACGAGCAGCGUCGGCAGAGGGACUUGGAGACAGGAGGGGGGGGGAGCCGUGACGUCGACGACUCGGGUGUCCCUGAGGAGGCGGUUCAGGGGGAGUUCGAUUAUGAGGGGCAGGAUGCCGCCGCGGGUGGUGGGUUAGGUGGUGGACGACGCGGCGACGAGGAGACCGCGGGUGUCCCUGAGCGGCAGGAUGUUGUCAUGGGCGGUGGGUCCCCUAGUGGGGGGCCGUGGCGACACAAAGGAGAGAGUGGACCCGGUGGAGAUGGGGAUACCGCGGGUGUCGGUGGAGACGAUGGACCGGACGGUGACGAUGACGACGACCACGGUCCCGAGGAUGAUCCGUAUAGGCUCGCCUUGGUGUUGAGGGACCCCACAGUGCCUCCCUUGCGCCCUGACGACACAGCGCACACUUUCUUCGACGCCGACGCUUUGGCGCAUGCGUUGACGGAUGACCCUUUCGCACACGUGAGCCGCAAGAGCAGUAAGCAGCGGGCCCCUGGGAGGGUAUAUUCACCGCCACCGUUCACAGUGCAGAGCCCUCACUGGUCGGGUUCGUCCCUCAGCGGCGUUAGAGGGAGGGAGUCCGGUGCGGGUGAGGUGGGGUCCGGCAGACGCAGCGACGGCGGUAGAGAUAGUGCAGGAUCGAUGCCUCCACCGCCCGCACGGACUCCGGAGGCCAGGGUCGACACCAGGGACCGGACGGUGGCACCCGGAGUUGCGCACAGUGGCGGUUCCCCGCUGCCAGUCCGAGGAGGUGUGGGUGGCGGAUGGUCAGCUGUUCGUCGGGUCGGGGACCGGUUGCGGGCGGAUUACGACGCCGGGAGGGGUGUCUUCACGGGACGUACGCCUGUUCAGACGCAGGCUGCGGAGGGUGGGUCCGGACGUCCGAGCCUGCAGAUGGCAGGCUGCAUGCUUGGUUUGUCACGAGCGGAGACGAGGAGAUCAUUGGUCCUCGAGGCCGCAGGGACAUCCACGGACAAGCUGCGGGGAGAGCAGUUCACAUCGGGCGAGGAGGGGUUGUUGAUGCGUCCCGGGACGAGACGACAUCAUGGCCUCUCGGAGGUUGAGGCCCGACUCGCUGCAGGGGUCGCCGCUGGUCAGGCAGCAUUGGACGCGAUUCAGAGGGAGAGAGAGAGGGGGAUUGCUGCACAGGCGGAGGAGGACGAGGACGCAGACACUGAGUCCGAGCCGAUCGAGACUGCGGCCCGCAGACACAGGGCACAGGUGGCCGCGGCGGCCGCUGCAGCACAUGCGGCAUACGUCAGCGGUGCACGGGGCACAGGUGCCGGAGGGAGAGGAGGGCGCCGGGGAGGACCGCAUGGCCGCACGUCCUCCGGGAGAGGCCGCGCGCGCUCUAGUGGGAGAUGACGACGUCCGUGGUGUUUUUUUUUUUUUUUCAUUAGUUUUUUUUUUUUUUUCGCGUGGCUGUACAGCCUGGACGCUCUGUCGGCAGGGUUGUUGCAUAUUUAUGUCGAUGUUGUUCCAUGGAGAUGACGACAGUAUGUGGACAUUAGGGUUUUUUUUGUUUUUUUUUUGCUACUCUGUAGUACAGUAGAGACGACGGCUGUCGACGGGUCCAAUUUUUUUUUGCUACUCUGUUGUGUAGCAGAGACGAUGGGUCCAUUGUUUUUUUGCUACUCGGUUGUACAGUAGAGACUACGGGUGCAAUUUUUGGCUUCAGCCUUGUACAUACGCAUUUCCAUUGAAAUGUUGAAAUGCUUUGUCAUAUAUUUGCUCUUGUUCUUGUUCCUCCGCCAACAUUGGUCUUGCAUCUGAGUCGCUGUUGUUUGGUGAUUGUUUUCUGCUCUCUUGUCGUGAUUGUUGCAAAUUAUGUGCUUCUCCGAUGCCACGCACGUGCAUGUCAUGGAUGCCUCCGUUAUGAAUGUGUUGUUAAUUUCAGAUGCGACAUAGGGAUGACGUGCUAACGAAUGUGUUCUUACAUAAAUGCUGUGCUAAUGAAUGUCCAUCAGUCUC
Molecule: messenger RNA, 4610 nt
Organism: Chara braunii
Lineage: Eukaryota; Viridiplantae; Streptophyta; Charophyceae; Charales; Characeae
Source: the annotation of a GenBank genome assembly